Mustela lutreola (European mink) is the source of this 6843-nucleotide messenger RNA. RefSeq names its product protein kinase C beta (gene PRKCB). Gene Ontology annotation, molecular function: ATP binding; zinc ion binding; diacylglycerol-dependent serine/threonine kinase activity. NCBI's taxonomy places the organism in Eukaryota, Metazoa, Chordata, Mammalia, Carnivora, Mustelidae. The transcript has 17 exons. The record is from RefSeq and is a predicted model, not a curated record. The coding region runs from base 339 to 2360 and encodes 673 amino acids. Gene Ontology annotation, biological process: protein phosphorylation.
AGGCCGGCAGCCUCGGGGCGCCAAUAUGUAAAGCAGCUGGCGGCGCUGGGCGGGGCCUGGGCGCGAUGCAAAUGAAGGAGGCGGGCCCUGCCCGGGGCUCCGCCUCCCUCCCCCGCAGCUGGGGCCAGCGGUGCCAAGCGCAGCUGGACGAGCGGCGGCAGCUGGGCGAGUGACAGCCCCAGCUCCGCGCGCCGCGGCGGCCAGAGCCGGCGCAGGGGAAGCGCCUGCGGCCCCGGGCGGCAGCGGCGGCCGCCUCCUCGCGCGCUUCCCGGGCCCGCACCCCGCGGUCCCGCGGCCCCGGGGCCGACACCUUUCGGCUCCCGCUCCCCGCGCGCAAGAUGGCUGACCCGGCUGCGGGGCCGCCGCCGAGCGAGGGCGAGGAGAGCACCGUGCGCUUCGCCCGCAAAGGCGCCCUCCGGCAGAAGAACGUGCACGAGGUGAAGAACCACAAAUUCACCGCCCGCUUCUUCAAGCAGCCCACCUUCUGCAGCCACUGCACCGACUUCAUCUGGGGCUUCGGGAAGCAGGGAUUCCAGUGCCAAGUCUGCUGUUUCGUCGUGCACAAGCGGUGCCAUGAAUUCGUCACCUUCUCCUGCCCAGGUGCCGACAAAGGCCCAGCCUCUGAUGACCCCCGGAGCAAACACAAGUUUAAGAUCCACACGUACUCCAGCCCCACGUUUUGUGACCACUGUGGGUCACUGCUGUACGGACUCAUCCACCAGGGGAUGAAAUGUGACACCUGCAUGAUGAACGUGCACAAACGCUGCGUGAUGAACGUCCCCAGCCUGUGCGGCACAGACCACACGGAGCGCCGCGGCCGCAUCUACAUCCAGGCCCACAUCGAGAGGGAAGUCCUCAUCGUCGUCGUAAGAGAUGCUAAAAACCUUGUACCCAUGGACCCCAAUGGCUUGUCAGACCCUUACGUGAAACUGAAACUGAUUCCCGACCCCAAGAGCGAGAGCAAGCAGAAGACCAAAACCAUCAAAUGCUCCCUCAACCCCGAGUGGAACGAGACAUUCAGAUUCCAACUGAAAGAAUCGGACAAAGACAGAAGACUGUCCGUAGAGAUUUGGGACUGGGAUCUGACCAGCAGGAAUGACUUCAUGGGAUCUUUGUCUUUUGGAAUUUCUGAACUGCAGAAAGCUGGUGUUGACGGCUGGUUCAAGUUGCUGAGCCAGGAGGAAGGCGAGUACUUCAACGUGCCUGUGCCGCCCGAAGGAAGCGAGGGCAAUGAAGAGCUGAGGCAGAAAUUCGAGAGAGCCAAGAUCAGUCAGGGGACCAAGGCUCCGGAAGAAAAGACGACCAACACCAUAUCCAAACUUGACAACAACGGGAACAGAGACCGAAUGAAACUGACUGAUUUUAACUUCCUGAUGGUGCUCGGGAAAGGAAGCUUUGGCAAGGUCAUGCUCUCCGAGCGGAAAGGCACGGACGAGCUCUACGCCGUGAAGAUCCUGAAGAAGGACGUGGUGAUCCAGGACGACGACGUGGAGUGCACGAUGGUGGAGAAGCGGGUGCUGGCCCUGCCCGGGAAGCCGCCCUUCCUGACCCAGCUGCAUUCCUGCUUCCAGACCAUGGACCGCCUGUACUUCGUGAUGGAGUAUGUGAACGGGGGUGACCUCAUGUACCACAUCCAGCAAGUUGGCCGGUUUAAGGAGCCUCAUGCUGUAUUUUACGCGGCAGAGAUUGCCAUCGGUCUGUUCUUCUUGCAGAGCAAGGGCAUCAUUUACCGUGACCUCAAACUUGACAAUGUGAUGCUGGAUUCAGAGGGCCACAUCAAGAUUGCUGAUUUUGGCAUGUGUAAGGAAAACAUCUGGGAUGGGGUGACCACCAAGACAUUCUGUGGAACUCCAGACUACAUUGCCCCUGAGAUCAUUGCCUACCAGCCCUACGGGAAGUCUGUGGAUUGGUGGGCCUUCGGAGUCCUACUGUAUGAAAUGUUGGCUGGGCAGGCGCCCUUCGAAGGCGAGGAUGAAGAUGAGCUCUUCCAGUCCAUCAUGGAACACAACGUGGCUUACCCCAAGUCCAUGUCCAAGGAAGCUGUGGCCAUCUGCAAAGGGCUGAUGACCAAACACCCGGGCAAGCGCCUGGGGUGCGGACCCGAGGGUGAACGCGACAUCAAGGAGCACGCGUUUUUCCGGUAUAUUGAUUGGGAGAAACUGGAGCGCAAGGAGAUCCAGCCCCCGUACAAGCCGAAAGCCUGUGGGCGGAAUGCUGAAAACUUCGACCGGUUUUUCACCCGUCAUCCACCAGUCCUAACACCUCCCGACCAGGAAGUCAUCAGGAAUAUUGACCAGUCAGAAUUCGAAGGAUUUUCCUUUGUUAACUCUGAAUUUUUAAAACCUGAAGUCAAGAGCUAAGUAGAUGUGUAGACCUCCGUCCUUCAUUUCUGUCAUUCGAGCUCGACGGCUGUUGUGGUGACCUCUUUUCUUUCCAUUGCCACGUCGCAUCCAUGUUUUACUUGCUGAUGAGACUAGAGUGACCAUGUUUCAGAAACCAAAUGUCCUCAGGUAGUUUGGAGCAUCUCUGUGAGAUGCGGUGAUGCGGAUGGCUCGUCGAAAAUGCUGCAUUAAUUAGCGCAUUAGCAAAUGACCUCUUCCUAUGGACUCUCCCCAGCAUGGCCUUGCGGCAGAGGUCCCGUGGGGACGGAAAAAUGCCUACUUUCUCUCCCUUUCUCCCAGCGCUCGCGUUUCACAUGUUUCCCAACUCCAGGCAUCCAGUCUGGAUUGUUCUUACCAAAUGAGUGGUUCACCGGAUGCUAGCAGCGUUCUCUCCCUCCUGGACCCGGAGCUUGGCUUGCAUCCAAGGGUAUGGUUGCUUUGAUGUAGAGGGGAUUCCUCCAUUCUGCCCGGUUUGGAGGCACCAUGAGCUGUGCAGAGCCCAGGCCAAAAAUAAAAUCGUAUUUGUUAUUUUUUUAGACUCAAAGUUAAGGAGAUGAUCUCAACGCUUUUAAAAUGCCAAGAGGGUGCUUGGAGACCAUCUCAAUCUAAAAGGACCUCAAGGGGUCAGUCAAAAGGCAACCGGCUUGGGCCCCCCCCCUCCAUUCUGUAAUGUCUGAUACUCUCUGUCCCUGAUCAUGAUCACCUUCAUCCUCAAACUCCUGGAAAAGGGCAUUUGGCAUCACCCCCCUGAAAAGACAUGGUCACUCUAGCCAGGUCCCAGAGGACCAUGGUUUUACAUUACAUUUCAAAUUUUAUUUGCUUUGGGGUUUUAUUUCUGUUAUUGUUCAAACGCAAAAAGAAAAAAAAAAAAACUCACUUUGUUACACAUGCUUUGAAAUCUGUGUCCAAAUGUUAUUGACCACAAUGACCUGUUUGAUUUGUCAAGAAGGCGGCUCUGGACCUAGCGGACCCCCAUGCCCGCACGGAUGGGAUUUGUCUAGGUUUGUUGCUGGCUUUGGAAAGCUAAUUAAGCGCUCUGAGAAAGAUACCAUUUCUUGAAACAUAGACAGUUGUACUCUUCACUUUGAUGAUGUUUUGCAAGAUGUUUGUGGAAAUGUCCAUUUGUAUCUGGAUACCUGUUAUGUGCCAUUUUUUUUCUAGCAUCGAGAUCCAAUAAAAAAAAAAAAGAAAAGAAAGAAGAAAUGCUAUUUCAAGAAAACAAAACAAAAUAAAACAAAACACGGCUCUCUUUGAAAAAUGUGGACCCAAACUGCCAAGCGGGGCUCCUGAGUCUACGAGACAGAAAGGAACUAAACCCAGAGCUUAACCUCAGCCCCUGGUUCUGCCAGUCUGAGAGGCUUGGGGCCGUUCAGGGACUCCAGGCAGCCUGUAAUAGGAUGGGGUGAGCUGGCCGGGGCUUCCAACGAUAUCAGAGGUCAAAGCCAGAGUCAAGUUUGGGAGCCAGCUAGGAGCCUGGCUGGGGCUCUUGAUAUUCUUAUCAAAAUCACCACUCCUCCCAGCUUGGACUCAGUAUUCUUACUUGCAAGCAGCUUUGUGAGCCCCCAGAAGCCAAGGAAACCCCUUGGGCAGGAGAAAUCCCCUUUGCCUGCUGCCUCCUUCUAUUCCUAGGCAACCUUCCAGAGAAUUCUUAUCACAAGUCGAGUGAUUUCCAGAAGCACCAGAGCUUCUAAGAGACCACCGGGAGAACUUUACCAGCUUGACAAAUGUCCUUGAAGGAGUGCUUCUCAUCUUUAAGAAGCCUGUGAUUGGGAUCUCCACAUAGGCAGAGGCCCCUGGCUCACUCCUGUUGGCCCUCGGCUUCUCCAUCAUGGUAGCAGUGGAGACCCCCAUAUGGGGCAAACCCCAAGUCCCAGCUGGCAAGCUCAGGAAGUUAGAGAAGGAGGGAAAUCAGGGCAGAGGCCUCCUUCCCCCGGUUUAUUGCUGGGGACACCGGCAUCUGGAAAGAGGCAGUGACUUGCCCAAGGUCAGCCAGCUGGGGCGCAAACCCGUUACCUGACUCAGGGCAGGACUGUUUCUGCUCUAGAGCUGGCAUCUCUGAGCCAUGCCCACCAGUAAGCGAAUUAUUUGAGGUCCUUCGUCUGGCUGUUGGGUCACCAGGUCUCCUCUUGGACCUGUUCUCAGGAAGAUAAAAAGCAUGGAGAAGCAUUGGGCCAUUGACAGAUUCUUUCAGACAACAUUAGAGAACACUGUAAGAUAGGUAGCUAGCUAGCUAGUUAGACAUAGAUAAAUAGAUAGGAAGAAUAUAUUGUAUAUACACACCGCAUAUUUGCCAAAUUUCUGUCAUUAUUUUUUCAGAAGUUGAAUCAUUUGCAGAAGAGGUACUCAAGCCAAAGUCUCUAUUUCCUUAACACACCUUGCUGAGAGUUGGCCAGUGAAGGCUUGUGUGCAAAGGAGGGACCCUUGGCCAGAGUUCCCCCACCGUUUCCUUUUCCAUCACCAUUUUAAAUCCAAAGGAGACCAAGAAACCGAGCUCUGAGAAUAGAUCAUCUCCGGGCCAUACUUUCCAAGUUUAUCCAGGAAGAAGGAUUUUCCACUUCUCUGUGCAGUCAUGCCCAGAUUCCACCUCCCGUUUGUUCAUCCAGGAAGCAUUCAUUCAGCACCGACUUUGUGCCAGGCUCUCUGUUGGGCUCCAGAGCUCAGUGGGGAACCCCAACGAUGCAAUCUGGGGCAGCAGCCAUUAACUAAGUAAUUAAAAGCAUGAUGUGACCUGGAGAUAAGCAGUCUCUGAGUUAGUCAGGGGAGGCUUCUUAGAAGAAAAAAAAAAAGUCCUCAGAGGUCUUCAUGGUGCCUCUUUUUCUCUGUAGACCCCACAAGACCACAGUUUGAGACUGAAGGAGGAGAUGUAGCAGUGCCCCCUUGACCCAGAUUUCUGGGACAAUCCUAGAGUGUAAGGGGUGGGGUAGGACAGGAGUUAGGUGGUAGGUGGGGUGGGUUUCCUUCUAGAAGGCCAAAGGCACAGUCUCCAUGCUCGGACAGAUCAUAGAAUCACCAAGAUUCGAGCAGAGACGGAUAGUCAGAGAGAGAGAGGGAAUUGGUUUUGCAGCUCAGUUCUGAGUCCUGCAUUUUUCUUAGAGUUUUCUCACCUGGAUUCCUGCAGGCAUUACCCUUUCCAGCCCUCAGGGAGAAGCUGUUCUGCCGGCACACUGCCCACAGCUUGACACAGCCUGGUUCUUCCAGAGGAGACAAGCUGAGAUUUUCCGAAAGAACUUAAAUUAGGGAAGGAAUUUAAAUAAAGAAAUUAAAUAAAGGAAUCCAAAGAAACCUAAGCACCGUCCACGUUAGCCAUGGCUCAUUGUCUGCCCGGAUCCGCUUGGUAUUUCUCAGACUUAUCACUAACCUGUUCCUCUUCUACGAAAGGGUGGGGCCAUGGUCCUAAUGACCUUGGGGAAUCAAGAGGAGGCCAGCGGAAUUAAUAACCCUCCUUGGUUGAGUGAUACUCUGCUCAUGUGGCUUCAGAUACUAGCCACCCCAAAAAAGAAUGGUCCCAACAGAGAGGCCUAUCCUCUCCCCCCUUCUAGAGGUACAAUUCAGGGGUAUUUCCUAAGGGGAGCUGCCGGAUGAAAUCCAGAAUGGCAGGUUUUAUUUGGACCGUGUGACUGUUUGAGGCACAAUGGAUAGGGAAGAGCUGUGAGAGCUAGGGCUGGUGGUAGGGGAACCUCCACAGAUGCCCAAAGGCAGGGAAGGCCAGACGAGGUCAAUGUUCCCAGGGGGAGAUCGGAAAGGAGGCAACUGCCUGCCUUCUAGCCCCAAAUCUGCCUGGGGCUCACACACAGCCUCACAGCUCUCAGACCUUGAAGGGGCCUAACAUUUCCGUCCCUACUGGGGCUCAAAGUAGACAGAAGCCGAUGUGAGAGAGCCAGAGAGUAAACAGGAACAAUUUCACUGCUUUGCUAGAGAGUGGUGGGGUCUCCAGCCCCAGGACAAGUGUAUGUUGGAAGAAAAAGCAAGAGGCUAUGAGGCUCAUCCUUAGUCGAUCUCUAUUCAUUGAGUCAUUCAGCAAAUAGUCACGGACAGCCCGCUGUGUGCCAAGCAUUAUUCCAGGCCCAGGAAAUACAAUAGUGAAGAAACAGGUACAGACCCUCCCUGCCUGGAGAGAGGCAAUAAAUAAGACAAUGUCUGAUAGUACGUAGGCGCCACGAAGACACUGAAAAGGAUGCUAACGUAUGACUUGUAGGGUCCAGGGAGGGAUGCACGGGCAAUAUUAAAGGAAGGGGUGAUGUUUGAGCUUUUCUCUGAGUACAGGAGACAACGCAGCCUGUGCCUGGGACAGCACAGGACAGGCUGACAGUGGGCAGAAGAUAAAGCAGAAUGAGCGGGCAUGAGAGGGCCCACCACCUAGAAAACAGCUCCAUCUGCAUCUUGAGCCCACUGCAGUCUGGCAACACUAAUCCCCACCCCCACCCCCGCCCCGGACUCCCACACCCCAGCACAUGCAACACAA